Molecule: messenger RNA, 714 nt
Organism: Culicoides brevitarsis
Lineage: Eukaryota; Metazoa; Arthropoda; Insecta; Diptera; Ceratopogonidae
Exons: 4
Coding region: 1-714 (237 amino acids)
Biological process (GO): stabilization of membrane potential; potassium ion transmembrane transport
Cellular component (GO): plasma membrane
Molecular function (GO): potassium ion leak channel activity; outward rectifier potassium channel activity
Source: RefSeq, a predicted model, not a curated record
AUGAAUCCAAUACCAACAACGUCAGAAAAUGUCGUUCGCCCAGCAAGAACUCGACCGAAAAUCACGCUCAAUAUACCUGAUAAUCCGUAUAGAGCGACAGAACCUUCGCCAUAUAUUCAACCUGCUCCGAUGACAGGAUUGUCAGGAUAUCCGGGAACAGCUUCUGUUGGUCCUAAUGGAUUUCAAUACGAUGCUUACAUGUAUCCUCAAAAAGCGGGUCAAUAUAUGUUCAAGCAAUUUGCGGGUUUUAAAGAUUUUACAAUGAAUACUGCCAAAUCUGGUUUGGGUUUCGGAGAAAAAUAUGCCUUUUGGAUGUACAAUAAAGUAUCGCAAUGGUCAAAAAGUACAUUCACACAUAUCUUUCUCACAAUCGUUGUGUUACUGUAUAGUUUGGCAGGUGCUGCAAUUUUUAAAGCAAUUGAAGGAGGAGCAGAAGAACAAGCGCGAACUGAUAUUAAAAACAACAGAUCUCUUUUACUUGAUGAAAUUUUGAACUAUACAACGCAUCCUGAUUCUCUUCAGUUGUUAAAAUUCGAUGUCCCAAAAUGGAAAGGAGAUAUCGAAAACAGAAUUUUGACGUACGAAAGAGCAUUGAUAGCUCAUUUACAAGAAGGAAAUUACGAUCAGGAUAAAGCUAAAUGGUCUUUUUGGAAUGCAAUGUUCUUCUGUGGUACUGUUUACACCACAAUAGCUCAAUUACUCUCUUUGCGGUAA